Molecule: messenger RNA, 4397 nt
Organism: Phascolarctos cinereus (koala)
Lineage: Eukaryota; Metazoa; Chordata; Mammalia; Diprotodontia; Phascolarctidae
Gene: UNC93B1
Product: unc-93B1 regulator of TLR signaling
Biological process (GO): intracellular protein transport; toll-like receptor 3 signaling pathway; toll-like receptor 9 signaling pathway
Cellular component (GO): lysosome; endosome
Molecular function (GO): Toll-like receptor binding
Source: RefSeq, a predicted model, not a curated record
GCCUCCGGUCCAGGCCAGGCUGUCUUGGGGGGUCGGCAGAACUGGGUGAGCUCGCAGCGCUCGGGGCCAGGCGGUCUUGGCGUCCCAGGGUAGCAGCUGGAGAGCCGGGCGGGCCCGUCGGGAGAUCCACCCCCUGGGGAGGCCAACGGACUGUCUGUUGGACAGCAGCCGCCCACAGCCCUCCCUUCUCCGGCCAUGGAGGCCGAGCCCCCGCUGUACCCAGUGGCUGGUGCCGCCGGCCUCUUGGCCGAGGAGCCCGAAGCUGGAGUCCCCGACGGGGUCCUCCCGGAAGGGCCCGAGCUGGAUGAGUUUGUGGGGGCCUACCCAGACUACAAUGAGGAGGAGGAAGAGCGCAGAUAUUACCGCCGAAAGAAGCUAGGCGUGAUCAAGAAUGUGGUGAUUGCUAGCAUUGGCGGAAUGCUCACCUACAGUGUAUACUUGGGCCUCCUACAGAUGCAAAUGAUUCUCCACUAUGAUGAGACCUACCGAGAGGUGAAAUACGGCAGCAUGGGACUCCCCGACAUUGACAGCAAGAUGUUGAUGGGUAUCAACGUGACCCCUGUGGUGGCUCUGCUCUACACACCCGUGCUCAUCAGGUUCUUUGGCACCAAGUGGGUGAUGUUCCUGGCCGUGGGCAUCUAUGCCCUCUUUGUCUCCACCAACUACUGGGAGCGAUACUACACACUAGUACCCUCUGCAGUUGCCCUGGGCGUGGCCAUUGUGCCCCUCUGGGCCUCCAUGGGGAACUACAUCACCAGAAUGUCGCAGAAAUACUACGAGUAUGUGAAUUACAAAGAAGAGCAUGUUCAGGAGCAGAGGCGUCCCCCAAGGGGGGCCCACAUGCCCUAUCUUGUCAUCUUCCACACCAUCUUCUAUAGCUUCUUCCACCUCAGUUUUGCCUGUGCCCAGGGGCCCAUGGUCUUCUUCCUCAAUGGGUACUUGUAUGGUCGGAAUCACACCCUCUAUAAUGUGCAUAGCUGUGGCACCAACAGCUAUGGGAUCCUCAUUGGCUUCAACAGGACUGUGCUUCGGAGACUGCCCCACAGCCAGAACCUCAUCGUGGUUGAAAGUGUGCUCAUGUCGGUGGCCUUUCUGGCCAUGCUGCUGAUCCUGGCCCUGUGUGGCUCUGCCUACCGGCCCACAGAGGAGAUUGACCUUCGCAGCGUGGGCUGGGGAAACAUCUUCCAGCUCCCCUUCAAGCACAUGCGUGACUACAGACUACGCCACCUCUUCCCGUUCUUCAUCUACAGCGGUUUUGAAGUGCUCUUCGUCUGCACUGGCUUCACUCUGGGCUACGGUGUGUGCUCCAUGGGCUUGGAAUACCUGGCACCCAUCCUGACGGCCUACGGCUUCGGUGCUGCUGUCUUCUCCAGCCUCGGGCUCCUUCAGCUGUGUCUGCCCCGACAGGUGCCCCUGGUGGCCGGGGCUACCGUGCACCUGCUGCUCAUCCUUGCCUUCUUUUUCUGGGCCCCUCACCCGCAGGUCCUCAGCCACAGCUGGGUCUUCUACAUGGUGGCUGUGCUCUGGGGUGUGGGCAGUGCCCUCAACAAGAUCGCAUUAAGUACCCUCCUUGGGAUUCUGUACGAAGAUAAAGAGCGUCAGGAUUUCAUUUUCACCAUCUACCACUGGUGUCAGGCCCUCGCCAUCUUUGCAGUCUACCUCGGCUCCGACCUGCCCAUGAAGGCCAAGUUGGCCAUCUUACUGUUGACGGUCCUGGUGUCCAUGGCCUCCUACCUGUGGAUGGAGGCCAAGCUCAAGCAGCGUGUAGCCUACCGCCUGCCCCGAAUUCCCCGGCCCCAGCACAAGGUGUGCGGUUACCGUUACCUGGAAGAUGACAACUCCGAUGAGACAGGCUCGGAAAAUGAGCAGGGCUCAGCCCACAGCCGAGACGGCUCAGACAACGAGGAUGGUGAUGGGGAGCCCCUAGGAGUGGGCGCCCUGGGCCCUGGCAGAAGGCGCUACCCUUAUGAGCAGGCCCUGGAUGGGGAGGAUGGGCCUGGGCAGGAGUAGCUGCCAGCAGACUCUCCCUGAGCCUGUGCGCCCUCUCCCCCACGGCCCCUUGAUCACCCCCUCCCCUUGGUCCCCCUCAGGCACCAGAGCAGCACCAGGCCUUUAGUUCUUGGCACAUGUGAAGUAAGCCCUCUCUUCCCUGGACUCACUUGGCUGGUCUCUGAAAUGGGUAGCCUCUCAGAGGAACCUCUGAUACCUGUCCAAGUUGUCAAGAUCUCAGUGUGGUUCAGUAAAACAACCCCUAACCAGACUCCUAAUUGACCAACAGCCUCAAUUAACUGGAAUUCAUUUUGGGGAGAGAGGUUCAGCAUGAGGAAGACGAGACCAGUGGCCAGAAGAUGAGGAACUUCUGGUAUGAACAGUCCAACCUGCUGCUUCUCUUGCUCCAGCCUCAUCCCCAGAGUGUGAGUGCCGCUGUUCACAGGGGCGGUUCUGAAUUGAGCCAAUUCUGACUCAGGCAGGAAAGGCGAGCUGAGGCCCCUCACACUGACAUUGGGCUCAUGGGGGGCUGGGGGAGUGGCCCUCAUUUCCCCAGAGCGCAGUGUGACUUCUCUGUCCCUCUUCUGCUGCCUUUGAGGUUCCCCUGGUGGGAGAUGGGCUUCACUUCUGCGGCUCUGGUACCUGCUUUUUAAGAAUUACGAUUUUUUAAAUCACUGGCUUAUGUCUGAGUUAUCAAUCUCAGGCUGCCUAAUGUGGUUAGAGGGGAACUGGAGGGAGAAGGGAUAUGGUCACUGGGCUUGAGCAGGGACACAGAUCUGGGUCAAGAUGGAGGGGCACCCUGGAGGGUGGGGUCUGGGCAGUUCAGUGCCAGAGGCAGUGUGGCCUGGGGAAAAGAGCACUGGACAGGCCGUGGAAGGUCCUGGCUCUGUCGACUGUUUGGCCUUGGCCAAUCCACCAAUCAUCAAUAUUUAUUAAGUGCCUGUGCAAAAGACAGUCCCUGCCCUCAAGGAGCUCCCAAUCUAAGGGACAAGCCUCUCCCAUCUUAGCACCUGAGUUUACCCAUCUGAAACCUGAGGGGGCUGGAUGGCUUAGCUCCCUUCCAGUUCUAAAAUCUGGUGGUCCUUGAUGGACAUCUGGAGUUGAACAAACUGACUGCUGCCCUCUUGUGGUGGCCAGUAAGCACUGCAUGUACCGGGCCUUGGAGAAAGGGGCCCCAGGAGCAGCCAGCUCAGCUUCUUCCAGAGCAGUUAUCUCUUCCGCAGAGGUCCACACCCUCUCCCCCCAACCCCCCCGGGGCCACCCAGCCUCUGCUGGCAGAACUCCCAUGAUGGGGAACUUAUUACGUCUUGAGGGAGCCAUUUCCACUUUUCCAUUACAUUUAACAAACAUUUAUUAAGCAUCUACUGUGUGCAAAACACCAACCUGGUGAUGUGGACACAAAGAUGAAAACCAGCCCCUGCCUUCAGGGAGCUGACCUGCCACUGGAGGAUACAUUAGGUAAAUAGAUAAGGAAAUAUUAGAGGAGGGAAGAGAAGAAGCAUCCUGUUGACUGAUGUUGUCUCUCAGCCGAGCUUUGAAGGAAGGGAAGGCUCCUCAGAGGCUGAGGAGAGGAAGGAUGGUGCUUCCGGCAUGGGGGAUGGCCAAAGCAAAGAGACAGAGGCUGGAGAUGGAAAUGCCCCCUCCCCCACACCUAGUCCUGAUCUCUGAGACCAAGCCGACAAAGUCGAGUUUCUCUUCCUCAUGGCCAACCUUCAGACAAUUUGAAAGAAGAAAUUAAGUCCCCUUAAUAAUAAUAGUCAACAGAAUGAAGUAACAAAAAGAAGCAUUUAUUAAGCACCAGCUAUGUACCCAACACAGUGGUGGUGCCACAAAUAGAAAACCAGACAGCCUCUGCCCUCAAGGGGGUCCCCUUCUAAUGGGAAAGACUAUAGGGGGCAGAGGCCACGAUGACCACCACAACUUAGAGGAAAACAACUUGGACGUGUGUGUGAAUGAAUCCUCACAUCAAAAGUCUGAAUCUGCAUCCGACCUUGCCAUGCUUGGCAGAACAGGGAUGGACUAGAGGGCAGGAGGUGGACAUUUUCAGACAGGACCCAACUGUUGAUUUGUUUGGCUUGACUCGGCUUAUUGAUGACAAGGCAAGGCGGGCUUCCAUUUGGGAGAAAUGGGGGAAAUGAGUGGAUGGUGACUGAGAUCAUAAGAAAAGAAGAGAAAAGCACGAAUAAUCAACAUUAAAAAUAUGUAGGAAAAACAAGGUUAGGAGUGACACAAACAUCAGGGCAAUUUUGUUACUAUCUUGUUAAAUUUAAUAUGCACUUAAAACCGUAAAAACCAGAAACUGACAAUUUCAUGCAUAAUCCUCUUUUAUGUUCUUUGUAUAUUCAAAUAAUUGUGUUUUUGAUCAUUUUAAAUUUCAAAAUAAAAAGUGUUUAUUUUCUUUUUUUAAA